AUGAAGAUUGGGAGGCGAAUAGGUAAACCCUUAAGAGUGGAUAAGGCGAUGGAGGAGCCAGCGAGAGGUGAGUAUGCUAGAGUUUGUGUGCAGGUCGACCUAACUAGACUUUUACUCUUCUUCGUUUAA
This is a messenger RNA of Linum tenue, 129 nucleotides long. The record is from the annotation of a GenBank genome assembly. NCBI's taxonomy places the organism in Eukaryota, Viridiplantae, Streptophyta, Magnoliopsida, Malpighiales, Linaceae.